Molecule: messenger RNA, 1458 nt
Organism: Aspergillus puulaauensis
Lineage: Eukaryota; Fungi; Ascomycota; Eurotiomycetes; Eurotiales; Aspergillaceae
Product: Zn(II)2Cys6 transcription factor
Exons: 1
Coding region: 1-1458 (485 amino acids)
Biological process (GO): aflatoxin biosynthetic process; regulation of DNA-templated transcription
Cellular component (GO): nucleus
Molecular function (GO): DNA binding; zinc ion binding; DNA-binding transcription factor activity, RNA polymerase II-specific
Source: RefSeq, a predicted model, not a curated record
AUGACCACCCUGGAAACUGCCAGCGACACCGCGUCUCCUCCGCGUGCGCCCGUCGUCCGCCGCAGCGCGCUGGGCUGCACCAAGGUACGCGACAGCUGCCAGUCCUGUGCCACUUCCAAGAUCAAAUGUCCGAAAGAAAAGCCCUCCUGCUCCAAAUGCCAGGCCAGAGGCAUCGAAUGCCAGUACUUCUUUGCGAGGCGCCCGGGUCGUCGACGCGAGAACAGCACCGGGCACCCGACCAGCUGCACCAGCACCACCACCACCACCAACUCAUCUUCAUCAUCCUCCAGAAGUAGCAACUCGUCAUCAUCCUCCUCCACAUCACCCCCGUCCUCCUCCUCCUCCUUGUCAUCGAAUCCAGAGCCCACUUCAGACAAAGAUCCCCCCCGUCCUCGAUCUGGUGACGGCGCGGCUACGAGUGGCACAGAACCCUCCAUCCUCCCCCCGGCCAACAAAAACAGCGUACUCGACAUCGCUUCAACCGAUAAUGUUCUCGGACCCUAUUCAUCAGACCUCUUUUCCGUACUGGAGGACCCGAGUGUCUUUGCGCCAUUGCCUGAUUUUGACUCCAAUAUGACCGACGUGGACUUUAGCACGAUGGACUACUUUGAACACCCCGUCAUGGACGGCGAUAACUUCACGCGGGCACUGAGCGAUAUUGGAUCGCUUCUCAUACCAGAGACAAUCAGCUUUGACCUGGGCGCGUUGGAGAGCGACCCUCUGAGUGCAUCUGCCGUACCUUCGCUUUCCUCCAGUGUUCCCACCCCGUCAACCGCGCACUCUGUAACUAUGAUGCGCGGUCCUUCAGCCAGCAUCUCCUGUCGCUGUGUAUCCCAGGCCCUCGAUCUGUUAAAGGCGCUCUCGGCCAAGUCAGCCCCCGUCUCCCCGUUUUCUGGCCCGGGCGCAGCAAGCAUGACGACGAUGAGCUCGGUGCAGGCUCUAAUGGGAGAGAACCAACAAUACAUUGAUACCGUAAGCAAUAUGCUUUCGUGCUCCUCAUGCACCGAGGACACGUUUCUGCUUGCCAUUGUGUCUAUGAUCGUGCUCAAGAUCCUCGAGCGAUACGCCUCUGCUGCGCGAGCCCAGGUCGGCGGGGGCGAGUCUGAUACGGGACAGAGGCCCGCUACCAGCAUGAUACCAAAUGGCAAGGACCAGAUGAGGCCGCUGGGUCGUAUAUACAGUACCGGUGAUCGCGGCCCUGCUAGGUCCGUUCUGAGCGAACUGCACCGAGUGCAGAAGUUAGUGAACCUGCUGUCUCCCAAGCUCAAAAAGAGCCAGGAAGCCGAUACUCGAGCCUUCGCGCACGUAGCUUGGGGCCGUCACACGGUAUCAAAUGAAAACGACAAAGCCAUUUCCACCCUGCUUUCUCCUGAUACGCUGGCUCAGAUGGAGGGCGACAUGAGGAAGAGCCUCAGUUCGUUGUCGGCGAAUAUCAUCAACAGAUUGAGACAAGAUUAA